CUGAGGGGCUUCGAGAAAGCAGCGAGUGGCAAUUAUUUUGCUUUUUUUCCCCUGAGACAUUGCUGUGGUGCCACCGGCGAGCUCCCAAAGGACGAGAGAAGGCGACCCUUCCCGUCGGAGAGUGUGUGGGCACCUCCCAACAUUCCAUUGAACACGGGCCCCUCCCGCCAUUUUGUGCCCGCCCACAGGAGUUCCCGCCCUUCCCGCCGCCGUUGCCCCGCAACGCCCGAGCGGCCGCGGCGGAUCCCGGGGCGCGGCGGGGCUGAGGCGGCCCCGGCCCGAUGGAGCCCACCAACUUCAUAGCGAAGGACUACAACUGGAAGAAACGUGUUGAAAGUGAAAGAGAUACCGCAAAAAGAUGGGCUGAGAAAUGGGGAUUUUUGAAAACACCUCUUGAAGAGUUGCUUGGAGAUGAAAAGAAAGAAGCUGCAAAGCCCAAGCUACAGCUUCCAGAUCACCUGCAGGUUCGACCUGUGACACCUGUGGAAAAAUACAUUAAGGUGCUUCCAUCUCCUCCAGUACCCAAAACUACCCAGGGCUUUAUUGGCUGGAGAUCAGGUGUUCCAGCACUGGCACUUGAACACGAGUACCAAAUGCAAAGCUGCAAAGGAGCUGUCUGUCGGAUGAAGUGACCAUGUGAGCCCUCUGAGUGACAUUAUGAAAUAAAGAGGCAAAAAUGGCAUCCAGGCUGCUAACUCUGCUUCAGAGCUGCUGUUUGGAACUUAGAAAUAACAACGACUAAACUCAGAUAAAGAUCACAGAGCACUACUUUUAUUAGCACUAAUAAUACCAUAAUUCAAAAAUAUUCAUUGGAAAUUGGAAUGACAGUGCAAAUUUUUAUAAUUGUUUCUCCAUGAGAACCUCUAAUCACAAAAUACUCAUAACAUA
Messenger RNA from Motacilla alba alba, 888 nucleotides. RefSeq names its product chromosome 20 C20orf85 homolog (gene CIMIP1). The transcript has 5 exons. Lineage: Eukaryota; Metazoa; Chordata; Aves; Passeriformes; Motacillidae. The record is from RefSeq and is a predicted model, not a curated record. The coding region runs from base 282 to 632 and encodes 116 amino acids.